Molecule: messenger RNA, 1370 nt
Organism: Manihot esculenta (cassava)
Lineage: Eukaryota; Viridiplantae; Streptophyta; Magnoliopsida; Malpighiales; Euphorbiaceae
Product: eukaryotic translation initiation factor 3 subunit H
Exons: 12
Coding region: 140-1165 (341 amino acids)
Cellular component (GO): cytoplasm; eukaryotic translation initiation factor 3 complex; cytosol
Molecular function (GO): translation initiation factor activity; protein binding; metallopeptidase activity
Source: RefSeq, a predicted model, not a curated record
GUCGGGUCGUUUUUCUUCUUGCAAUUUGACCUGACCCGAGUAAGAGUGUGAGCUGCGAGGUUUGCGGCAGAGACGGCCGCAAAAGCUUUGCUAUAGCAAAUUCUCAUCGCUGAACCUUCUUCGGGGAUCCAACCCAGUCAUGGCUAACAACAGCGGAAACACAACUGCAAGAUCAUUUCUUCAGGUAGCCUCAACUGAGGAGGUAGCUCCUCCUCUUCGAGUUGUACAAAUCGAGGGACUGGUUAUCUUGAAGAUCAUCAAACACUGCAAGGAGUUUUCUCCGGCAUUGGUCACUGGUCAGCUUCUUGGGUUGGAUGUUGGUAGCAUUCUCGAAGUUACAAACUGUUUCCCUUUCCCGAUUCGGGAGGAGGAUGAAGAGAUUGAAGCCGACGGUGCCAAUUACCAGCUUGAAAUGAUGAGAUGCUUGAGAGAAGUUAAUGUUGACAACAAUACAGUUGGAUGGUACCAAUCAACAUUGUUGGGUUCUUUUCAAACUGUGGAAUUGAUUGAGACCUUUAUGAACUACCAGGAAAAUAUUAGGCCAUGUGUAUGUAUCAUUUAUGACCCUUCAAGAUCCAAUCAGGGUGUCUUAGCUCUCAAGGCCUUGAAACUUUCAGAUGCCUUCAUGGAACUGUACCGCAGUAAUAAUUUUACUGGGGAGAAGUUGAGGGAGAGAAAUUUGUCUUGGGUUGAUAUUUUUGAGGAGAUUCCUAUCAAAGUUUCAAAUUCUGCACUUAUCAGUGCCUUUAUGACUGAGCUAGAAGCUGAUUCACCCAUCACCCAGUGUGAUUAUGAUCGUUUGCAAUUAUCAACCAAUCCAUUUAUGGAGAGAAACGUUGAAUUCUUGAUUGAGUGCAUGGAUGAAUUGUCAAUGGAACAGCAGAAGUUCCAAUUUUACUAUCGGAACCUUUCACGCCAGCAAGCUCAGCAACAAGCAUGGCUUCAGAAGAGAAGGUCAGAGAACAUGGCACGUAAAGCUGCAGGAGAAGAGCCUUUGCCGGAGGAGGAUCCUUCAAAUCCCAUUUUUAAGCCAAUCCCUGAGCCAUCACGGUUGGAUAGCUUCCUCAUCACCAAUCAAAUUGCAAACUUUUGCAACCAAAUAAACGGGGUCUCUGGACAGAGUUUCAGUCGAUUGUAUUUGAUGAAGGCUUUGCGAGAAAGUUGAUAUUUUUUUUAACCUAGGAAGUGUUUAUUUUUUGAAGAAACAAGAGAAUGCCUUUUCUGUUUGCAAAAAAUGAAAAAUUUUGGAGGGGGAAAGCUGUCCUUGGAUUGUCGUCAUCUUUUUUUGUAAGUGACUGUAGAAUGAUAGUUUAGUAUUGUUUUGCUUUUAUUUGUCAAUUGAAUUUGGGAAAGUUUACUUGAUUUAUAAA